Seriola dumerili (greater amberjack) is the source of this 5920-nucleotide messenger RNA. It is a transcript of the gene shroom1, whose product is annotated as protein Shroom1-like. The record is from RefSeq and is a predicted model, not a curated record. The transcript is spliced from 9 exons. The coding region runs from base 4 to 4770 and encodes 1588 amino acids. Gene Ontology annotation, biological process: actin filament organization. NCBI's taxonomy places the organism in Eukaryota, Metazoa, Chordata, Actinopteri, Carangiformes, Carangidae. Gene Ontology annotation, molecular function: actin filament binding. Gene Ontology annotation, cellular component: adherens junction; apical plasma membrane; apical junction complex.
UCCAUGGAUUCCUACAACUUCCACUUUGAGAGAAUGAGCAACGUGGACCUGCAUCCUCUGAGCCUGCCUGUCAGCCGGCUCUCCCCAGCCAAGUCCAACAGCAGCAUUGUCGACCAACUCGCCCACCACCAACACGGCAAAGGAGACUCUGCCUACAGCUCCUUCUCUGGCGGGUCCACUGCCCCCGACUACCCUUCUCCCUUCCUCCCAGACGACCUACAGUCCAGCGCCUUCAGCCACUAUGCUGAUCUCAAGUAUGUAAAGUCCAUUUACCAUCCCACCCAGGUUCUGCAGUCUGAUCCAAAGACCAUGGACCAGCUCUAUCGCUCUGUCGAGGCCAUCUCUCAGCACUAUCGCAACAACACUAGCUCCAAUGCAAACCACCACAACCACAACGGCAAUGGCAGUUUCCAUACCAACAACAAAGCACUCUCUAAACAAGAGGCGCCUUUGGGGGCUCCAUCCCAAAGUGUAUACCCUCCUGUCCAUCCUCCUCCAGUCCCAGCACGUCUGGAUAGUUUCAUAGCCACAAAAAACUUGGAGAACAGCAGGGUCCACCACCAAGGUACGGAGUUUCAACCCCAACAGCCUCAACAACAGCCCAGACCCUACAAUCGACUCCAUUCACAGCACCAUGGUCUGAAUGCCCGAAGCCCUGAGAAGGCCAACCCAGAUACAGGCAACUCAAACUUCAAAAAUGACCCAGUGUAUUCAGUUUGGAGGGGCUCUCAACAGCAGCCACCACAGGCCCAGCAAUCACCAAGCUACCGGCCUCACCUGCAGCCUCAUGAUCAGAGCAGGGUGAACCCGGAAUACCUUUUCAUCAUGGACAACAAACCUGAGCACCUGAAACCCAGACAUCUCUCAACCAGUGGUGGAUGUAAUGGAGACCAUCACAACAAGCCCAAUGGUAGCAGUAGCCAUUUUGAGAGUCAGCGCAAAAGGGCGCACUCAGCUCACGACUGGCUUAGGCCAGAGCCGACACGAGCUGCCAGCCCCUGGAAUCCUGGUCAGAGUGUUAUCAACAGCAGCAUCCAGCAUAAGGGCCAGUUCUACUUUGUCACAGGAGUGUGUAAGCUGUCUGACUCCAGUAUGAGGAUGUACUCCGCCUCUGUGUGUGGGUCCGAGGCAGGGAGUGAGAGUUCCACUGUGUUGGAGAAGCACAGAUUAAGAGAAAAUGAAAGAAGCCACAGCACCAUGGAUAAUUUGUUUAGACCUCUCCAAGAGAGUUCUCGCUUUCCCAGCGGUACGAUUCCAGAUGAGAGUGAGGUUUUCAUUUCUGUGUCCCCCAGGAGUCACGAUCAGGAGAAUCACAGACCAUCCCUCAUGUCGACGCAGUCCUCUCAAAGCUUGGACACCUUAGAAGAAAUCGACAUGAUCCAGAGUCGAGAGAUCGGCCGCCACUCUGCCAACAACCCCAUAUUCUACUGUGGACCUGACCGAAACUGCUCGCCACAUUCACCAACGCAAACGAAGGAGGUCACCUCACUAAUAAGCAACGAACAGCCCAACCACUCCAAGAGAGAGGAGCAGGCAAAGAGAGGGAAGCGGCAGCCUUUGGGGGAUGUAGCCAGCGAGAGGAUAAACAAAGAAACGACCCCGCUUCUCUAUCACCUCACUGGGGCUAACAGGGCAGCCUUGCAGCCCAGAAAGGAUGCUGACUUCAGUACAAAAGGAAAGGAAGCAAUCCUGAACAAAACAGGUCAGGGAGACAUGGCAGUAAACGACAGUGAGAGACCUCCACGAGGUAGCACGAGCAAUAACGACAGAGGAGACGUUACCAAUGUCGCGUGUAACACUCUGGAUGACUCAUUUAAAAAGUACUACAAAGAGAAGCUGAAGGACGCCCAGUCUAAAGUCCUGAGGGAGACUUCCUUUAAAAGGAGGGACCUGCAGCUGUCAUGGCCACACCGUAUCAGGCAAAAACCAGAGCUGAGGCCGACAGUGAUUCACGCUUUCUCCCCAUCGCAGGACUCAGAGACUUCCACAGACACACUCACUCCAUCUGUGACCUCUGAGGAGACAGAGAGGGGGAGCAUAAAGGAAGACGUCGAGGAGAAUCAGAAGGAGAUGGACCAAGAGACUGAAAAGGAGAAUGGGAGGCCGGCAAAUGUGGCCCAGCCCCAGGUGGCACGCAUCGGAGGCAGGAGGCGACUGACUCCAGAGCAGAGGAAGAUGUGCUACUCUGAACCAGAGAAACUCAACCAGCUCGGCAGCACCCCCCACCACUCCGCCUGUCGCUCCUUUGGCAAUGAAAGUGAGAAUCUGUUUGCAGCUGAAAGUGAAGGAGAGGAACGUGGGCAGCAAGGAGAGCAGGGGCUGGUUGCAGCACGGAGGAAGAUGUUCGAGACAAGAGGUCGGGCUCUCUCAGCCUCUAGUGCCUCAAAGACAAACCUAAAACAUCUGCAACACAAGGCCCUGGUGGAGUACAUGGAGCGUAAGACGGGCCAGAAAGUGGCUGAGCCACAGCAACCAGCAGCUCAGUUACCACCUCCGCCCAGACAGAGGCACUCUCUGGGAGAGAAACCGUUUGACUGGGGUCCCAGGCCUCUAUCAGGAAAUCAUGAAAGCAAAAAUACGAAGAAGAAGCUCCAUAGACCCCACUCUGCGGGCCGCAUCCUUGAUUCCUCCACCAGCUCCAUCAGGUAUGCACAGUUCUUCUCAGCACAGUCUUGUUCUGGUCAAUAUACUGGCCAGUCAAGUCAGGCCAGAUGGAGGGAGAGUCAAGGUCCAGCUCAGGGGAAGUCUGCCUCAGUGGAGAGUCUCUUGGACCAGCCAGAACCUCCUAGUUUCUUCAGGAACAGAUCAACAUCCACACCGCAUGCAUUUCAGGCACACGACUACGAGAAGGAUCCACUCCCAGUUAAUACUAUGGAAACCUGCAGUCCCCAGAAAAAAGCCAGUGAGGAUCCCUUGGUAAAGCCAGUAACUGAGGGCCAGCAGCAUGUCCGUGUGGUUGCACAAAGGGGGAAGUCCAUGGAAGAGCUUGGGACUUCAAAGUUAACAAGACUAUCAGCAAUGAGUAAAAGUUCUGAGCAGCUGGAUAGACUGUGGAGACAUUCGACUGGACCAGGGGGGCCGGAAAGAGACAAGAGGAGUGUUUCAUUCAUUGCCGAAGUCAGAGAAGCCCAGGGACAGGAAAGAGCGAGGAAGAUACAAUAUCUAAGAGAGGAAGCGGGAAAAGAACCAGAGAUUGUUGAUCAGAAGAACUCUCAGGGACAGAUACAAAACCAAACCCAGAAAAAGCCCCUGUUGAAGCAGAACUCAGACCCAAGGGAGGAGCCGACAACAGAAGGAACAAGGAGCUCAAGUAGAUCCACCUCCCCUGCCUCCUGCUCCUCUUCCCGGGCCAGGGUUCACUCUGGAUCUUCUGGAUCUCACGGCCCUGUCACAGAUGAGUUCAGGUACAGCAGACCUCCCAGUGAGAGUUCAUCCAACCCACCUUCCCCCAGAGGGAUAGAGACCAGCGAGAGGGAGAUCAAGUCGUCCACCCCUGCCCAGCCAAAACUUUCCUGUGAAAACAGGCCUUGCUUCAGAGUCAGGACUUCUCCCUCUGUGACUGGAUCAGAGAGAGAGCAGUCAGUGGACGAACCAAGCAGCGACGCCCUGCCGCCUGAUUCAAACCACGAAGUGUCUCUGAGCUGUGGCGUCACCACAGAUCCAUCGCUGUGGAUUCUCCCUCCAGAAGAAGAGAUCAAAGAGGACGUCCAGAAUCCGCUGCUGACAGACAGCGUUUUUGAUGACGAGUCCACCUGCUCAGCACCUCAAACGCAGACAAGCGAGACCUCUGUGUCUCCCUGCGCCUCCGUCACUCAGGCAGACGUCACUCAGCGGGCGGAGGAGGAGAAAAAUCCCAGUGCGGAAGAUGAGAAGUCGGGAGAAAACCAGGAGAUGGAGGAGAGGGGAGCACCAGAGGGGGAGAUGGAGAGCCUGGAGGGGCCUGCCGAGAGACCUCAGUGGGAGGAGCUCGUGGAAGCGGUGGUCAAGGCCGACCCAUCACUGGCCAGGGUGCUCUACCCGCUGGCCAGUCGUAAGACGGCGCUGAUGCUGAUGGAGCAGCUGCUGUCGGAGGACACGCUGCUGAUGGAGGAGCACUACAAGAAGAAACAGGAGCAGAGAGGAGCUGCAGAAAGUGCUGAAGCGGAUGAAGGGGCUGAACCAUCUCCUUGUCUUCCUGCUGCUGACAGCCUUAAACCUCAGUGCACAGACCUGCAGAGCAGAACUGACAUCACUGAGAAGAAGCAUCUGUUAGUGUCUUAUAUCGAGGAGCGUCUGCGCUCACUGGAAGAGACGCGCGGUGCCCUCCAGGCAGAGAUUCAGGAGAACGUGGCCCGCGGGGAGGCACUGGAGGUGCUGGUCUGUGAGCGCUGUCUGCCCGUGGAGCUGGAGAGGUACAACCUGUUCAUAGGAGACCUGGAGAGGGUGGUCAGCCUGCUGUUGUGCCUCUCCGCUCGGCUGGCCAGGGUGCAGAACGCCCUGAGCACCGUGGACCAGCACACAGAUGCUGAGGAGAAGCAAUCUCUGGACAGUCGCCACCGACUGCUGUGCAAACAGAGGGAGGACGCCAAAGAUCUGAAGGAUAACCUGGACCGGAGAGAGAACCUGGUCUCCACCUUCCUGUCACGCCAGCUGUCCUCCGAGCAGCUGCAGGACUACCGGCGCUUCGUCCAGACCAAGGCCUCGCUGCUCAUCCGGCAGAAGGACCUGGAGGAGAAGCAGAGGCUGGGAGAGGAGCAGCUGGAGGCUCUUUCCAACAGCCUGAAUCUGUGAGGGAGGAGGGGGAGGCAAGAAAAAGCCCCGGAUUGGAUGGAUGUGCUUUGCUUGGCUCAGUUUGCUACAUACAGACUACAGGACAUGGAUUAUAAAUGGUCCAGCUGAUAUCUUUAACCCUUUUGCACCCUGUCAUGACAUUCCUUUUGUCCUUUUAAUAGUGUGACAAACUACAGGGGUACCCAUCAUACUGUUCUAUUCUCAUAACUUAUAGGCUUCUCAUGAGGUGAGCAAUAAAGACUGUUGAGACUCGUUGCCUUUCUGUCAUCUGCCGAGGGUCGCCCAGAAGGCUCACCCACUUUCCGCCCAAUGAACGAAGACUCACCCCUUUAUGUUUCCUGUGACUUUAAACAGAAGGCCGAAACUUCUUCUGUUUCUCCGCGUGCCUUGGUAUUGGUGUUGCUGUGGAACGUUUUCCAUUAGAGCUGCUGUGUGGAAAGUUUGCGUCCCUUGUUAGCAAUUCAGUAACUGUCCUUCUUUUUUUCAUUAAGAUGGUAGCGCUACAGCCCUGUAUCUGCACCUGUGGAAACCUAUUAUAAGCUUUAAACUUGUAUUUUGACCAGUGAGAAGGCUUCAGUGAAAGAUGGGGGCUGGUGUACUGUAUCAUGUCAGUGAAAUGUACAAUAGAUGUAGUAGAUUUAAUCUUUCUUUCUUUCUUUUUUUUUUAAUGUUCUUAUUUUUUGAAAAUGUUUCAAAUUAAGGCACUAAAAACCAAAAAAGGUGAAUGAAAAAAAAGCACUUUGUAAUGAUACAUAAAUGCACAUUUCUUCAAAUCAGAUUUGUUUUCAAAAGUAAUUUCAAGUGAAAGCCUUACUCCAUCCAGUUAAAAGAAUUUAUUUGACGUAUUUUUGUUUGUUUUUGUCAUUCAUUUUAAAUAGGAUUGCUGAAAUUAUGUUUUAUAAAAAGGUACAUGAGCAUACCCAGCAAAAUGAAGGAAUGUGUAGAAAUACUUUUCCAACUAAUUUCAUUCUUCAUGUUAUUAAGUUUUGAUGAUUUCAUGCUUGAACAGCUCCUCAUGCGGAGGUGCUAAACCUCUUUAAAGCAGUUUAAAAGUAAGCAACAAUUAUAUCACUGGGUAUUUUCUCCCAAUGUCCCUUUGUCACAGAAGUGACACGUGAUACUUGAAUACAUUUUUUUUUUUUUUUUUUUU